AUGAGGCAUCGAAGCAGGCUUGCGAAGGUGGCUGCAACGCUGGGUGAUUUGUGGAGGGUUGUUUCCCACGGGGAUGGAAUGGAACAUAUGUUAUAUGGAAGAAUUUCCGAUGUAUUUCUGAAUGAUACUGCCCUGCUGCUCUCUGUGACUGUGCUCCUCUCCCUCAUUGUAGUGUUAAUGGGAUGCAUCUGCUGCAAAUAUCGCCUGAGAGGAUUCAAGGAGUUUCGGGACAAUCAGUCUGUCCUGGAUUUGCCUGCAAAUGGAGAAAUUGGUCAGUCUGAACUGUGCAUUUUCCCCCCAUAUGCAGAAGAAAGGCUGAAUGCUCGGCAUGGACCUUCAGGAAACCUCAUUAGGGGAGCCAGUGUUAAUGCUGCAGUAGUGAACCAGUGGUUUGAGAAUCCCCAUGACAACUUUCCUAGGAGCCAGAUCCACUAUCAUAAUUUGAUCGGAAGAGGAUGGUUUGGCCAGGUGAUCCUUGGAAGCAUCCGCAUCUCAGGAGAAGAUGUUGGGAAAGGGAAAGCAGCUGUAGUGAAGGAGCUGCGACCAGAUGCCAACGUGACAGAACAAAUGCAUUUCUUACAUGAUGUGAAUGUCUGCAAAGCUGUCAGUCACCCCAAUGUUUUGGGAUAUCUUGGGCAUUGUCUGGAAACUGAACCGUUCUUGAUACUCCUUGAACAUUGUGCUCUGGGGGAUUUGAAGGAGUUUCUAUUGAUGAAAUUGGGCCAGUCAGAAACCAAGAUUUAUCAAGAUCAUGGGAUUCUGAUUCGCAUGGCACGUGAUGUGGCUGCUGGUUUGGCUGCCAUUCAUCAACAUGACCUGGUUCAUACGGAUCUGGCUUGUCGCAACUGCCUCGUGGUGUCUGAUCUUACCAUCAAAAUUGGGGACUAUGGUCUUGCAACCAGCAAAUAUAAGGGUGAGUAUUAUGUGUGCCAGAAUCGGGCAGUCCCAAUCCGCUGGUGUGCUCCAGAGACACUCCGCUGCACAGAUGAGGCCACCCUGGAAACACUGGAAGUGACAAAGGAGGCCAACAUGUGGACCAUGGGAGUGGUCAUCUGGGAGAUUCUCUCUAUGGGUGAAUUGCCCUAUUCAGAACUUGAGGAUGAGGAUGUCCUUGAUCGUGUUGUGUGUCACAGGAACUACCGCCUCCCUCUCCCAUCUCUUUCCUGCUUGCACAGGGAUCGCCUAUAUCAAGUGAUGCAGCUCUGCUGGCAAGACUCAAUGAUGCGCCCAUCAGCCUCCACGACACACAAUCUUCUGGCUCACUUGCAUGGAAGUCUUGCUGAGGAGGAUGGGACAUCUGAGUUUGAGAACCGCUGGAAUGCUCUCCAAGACAUGAUAGGAAAGCCAGCAGCUGCUUAUAAUGUUGCCCCAGCCUCCAUCUAUGCAGAUGACUCCCUGAAAUUUGAAUCUGAUUUCAACCUCAGUGCUUAUGAAGAAGAUCCACUUCCAGGGAUUGUUAUUGAGGAUCCAGGAGAUAGUCCAGCUCUGAUGCCAAAUUUCCAAAUUGGUGGGAUUUCUCACCCACAACCUCCAGCAGUUCCUGUGCUGGAUACAUUUGCUCCCAAUCUGGACAGCAUCAACCUCAACUUCAGUUCUGAAUUCAAUCAGAUGCCAAGCAUUCUUCUCAAUCGACGGAAUGACUCCAUCAUAGAUCCUGAGGAUGAGAUCUGGAGGCGAAGGGUUGAACGUGGCGAGUUCAGUGAAAAGGUUCGGCAGAAGUCCCAGAGUGUUCAGGACUUCAUGAAACUUAUUCACAUUGAAAACUCCAGCAGUAGUGGAGAGCAGAGUGAAGACGUCAGCCCUGAAACCUCCUUUCGAGCUACAGGAGCAAGUGAUGGGAACCUCACAGAUUCAACACUGAAACAGGACUUCCUUUCUGCACUGGAAGAACUCCAUGCCAUUUCUCGAUCUUCAAAGCUUGGAUCUCGUCUGUCUCAGAGUGUGGGACGCUUGAAUGAGGAUGGCAGUUCGUGUGACAGCUAUGGUGGGGCUGGAUCACUAACAAACCUUGUUUCAUUUUCUCCAUCUGAUGGAAGAUCUCUUGGCAGUGGAGACCAGGUUCAUGAUGGUGAAACAAGUUUAACUAAAGAUAAUUCACAUGUGUCUAAUUGCUCAAAUUAUCAUUCUUCCUCGGAUGUGACAGCUUAUGUGACAGCUCCAAGUACGCUGGACGAAUUGGGGCAUACUUAUGUGAGAUUUGAUAACAUAUCCAGUGAUUUGGAUGAUUCAGGUGCAGACUUUCUGGUGAAUGGAAGAGGAGAUUCUGCACUUUCAAGCACCCCACUUAAACUGAGGCAUCAUGAUACUCAUGUCAGCCAUGAACCUAGUGUAAUCUUGGGUCCAUCUGAUGACUAUGGCCUUGAUUACUUUCAAGCAGUGAAGACAUCUCAUUCUUACCGCAUUCAUCCUGAUGUUCAGGAUCAUGAUAUGGAGACUAAAGAAAAUAAAUCAGGUGCUUGGACCAAUGGCAGCUGGGUGGUGAUUGAUACCCCUCAGCCUUCUAUCUGUGAGGCUGCUGAUGAAACUGGUGAGGAUAUGUGGCAAGAACAGGUGUCAUCCAUGCGUCAACAGGGUGCCAGAGCCAUUGACCUUUUGGAAGAAGCUCAGAAAGAACCUGAGUUCCAAAGAGACGAUCUGACUCAGGAAGACCUAGAAGUGUUGAAAACAAUGCUGCAUAGUCAUCUGGGAUCCACUCCCCUCAUUACAGAACCCCAUGACGAAGACAACAAUCAAGAGGAUCCUGAAGAGCACCAUGAUGAAGUUUAUGUGAAUUACUCUUCAGGGGUCCCACUACUGCUAUCACCAAUUCAUGAGGAAGAUGAGGAAGAGGAUGGAGACAAGCGUGUUACCCUGGAGGACCUGGAGGUGUCUUCAAGUGAUCCUCGCUCAGUGCGCCUAAUAGAUGAGACCCGUGCACGCAUACUCAGUGAAGAUGAAGAUGAUGACGAUUCAGAAGAUGACCAGAUCCUGGUGGUUGAUACUGAGACUCAUGAGGCUUACUUGUGUGAUAAGAGUGAAGCUAGGAGGUCUCAUUCCUUGCCUUAUGAAAAUCCUCGAGUGCCCCAGUCUCAUCCACGUUGGCAGCAUGUUGUUCACCCUCCCACUCCGGAAAGGUUCCAGGAUGGAGAGUUGUCCAUAGAGGAGGAUGGUGAUGGUGCUGAAGAGAUUUGUUAUACACCAGACUGGGAAGAAGGUUCUUCUCCCAGCUCUCACUCUUCUUCCUCGUCUGUGUCCGACGAUUCUUCUACCAGUGGGGAAUACGUCUAUAGUAGGUCUCCUGAAGUGGGGCUAGGGUCUCAAGGUUUGGAUGGAAUCCCUGAAGAGGAGGAAGAAGGAGAAGCCACUCAACCUGAUGUAGCAGUGCCUGCAAACAAGGAGCAAGUUGACCAAAACAAGAACAUGUCUGUGUCCUCAUUUAAGGAAUGGGAACAGGAGGAGGAUGAGGAUGAGAUCCCAGAAGAAUUGGGAGUCGAGGAACUUGACACUCCAGGGAGCAGUGUGUCUGAUGUCAAUCACAACAGGCAACCCAACGAUUCCACAAUACCACUUAUUAAUCUGCUCCUUGGGUUGUGA
Messenger RNA from Darwinula stevensoni, 3573 nucleotides. The record is from the annotation of a GenBank genome assembly. NCBI's taxonomy places the organism in Eukaryota, Metazoa, Arthropoda, Ostracoda, Podocopida, Darwinulidae.